AUGACCUGUGCGGGUUCAGGUUGUCCUGCUCGCAAGAGGCCUGCAACGCAGCCCGUUGCCUGCCAAGAAGGUAUCGUCCUGCACCUACUGGGGGGACAGAUGGAGUCUGUGCUCCUCCGCCUCGACAGCGACCGGCCGAAAGUCGGUACAUCCCAUCUCCAGACCAAUGUGGUCCUCGAGCGGCCUGCAUCCGUGACAGACCGUGGUUACACAUUUGCCGGCACGCACGACUGGCGCUAA
Aspergillus welwitschiae is the source of this 240-nucleotide messenger RNA. RefSeq lists its product as uncharacterized. NCBI's taxonomy places the organism in Eukaryota, Fungi, Ascomycota, Eurotiomycetes, Eurotiales, Aspergillaceae. The transcript is spliced from 3 exons. The record is from RefSeq and is a predicted model, not a curated record. Bases 1 to 240 code for a protein of 79 amino acids.